This is a messenger RNA of Aspergillus sclerotioniger CBS 115572, 768 nucleotides long. RefSeq lists its product as uncharacterized. Lineage: Eukaryota; Fungi; Ascomycota; Eurotiomycetes; Eurotiales; Aspergillaceae. The transcript has 2 exons. The record is from RefSeq and is a predicted model, not a curated record. The annotation marks the transcript as partial.
UCCAUCGCAGAUCAACCACAAUACUCUCCCCCCUCACUCAUUUCCCAUCCACUCCCCCAACUCCCCAAAUUCCCCAAACUCUACAUCUACGACGGCGACAACGCCACCGCUCUCGCCAUCCGCCAAUUCAUCCACGAACGCGGCGGCGUGCGCAUCCGCUCCGGACUCCUAGAUGUCCAACCGAAAGACCAGGUCCUGCCGUUGUUGGUCCAUGAGCAUGAUUAUGCAGGCGAAGUACCGAUCUUGUAUCUGGAUCAUCCGGCCCGGAGACCCGUGGAGAAGGUUUUUGGGUUCGGGCCGAUCACCGAGUAUGUGGAUAGUGUGGCUGUCGGGGGGAGGAAGUUGUACGGGGACACGGCGCAGGAUAUGGCGGUGGUGCGGAGCUUGAUUUAUUGUUUGAAUAGGGAUGUGGUGGAGCCGUUGUAUGGUUGGAAUAAUAAUCGUCCUGGGAAUGGGUCCGGUGAGGAGGUGACGGGGUUGGUCCCGGUGCCGAGCCGGCAGGAGGUGUUGAAGAGGAGGGUUUUGGAGAGUUUGGAGAAGAUGGAAUUGGAUUUUUUGGAACAGGGGAAGGGGGGAUAUUUGCUAGGGAGGUCCUCUGCUGCGGAUGUGUUUUUCUUUAGUCUAGUUGUGGCUCAUGGGGAUCGGUGGGAUUGGUUUUUUGAUGAUGACCCACGACCGAGAAUUACCCAGUACUUUGAUCGAGUGCGACAGAGGCCGAUGACGGGUUUUGCGUAUGAGUUUUGGGAUACGGAGGCGGCGAACGUCGUG